AUGGAGUUUCUUGAAAGAACUUACCUUGUGAAUGACAAAGCUGCCAAGAUGUAUACCUUCACACUGGACAGUGUGGAGCUUCAACACAAACCUGUGAAUAAAGAUCAGUGUCCUGGAGAAAGGGAAGAAGAGCUGGAAACAGAGGGCAUCUAUCAUUGCCACAGCAACUCAAAGGCCACAGAAAACAGGGCACAGGAGCAAGUGCAUACCAAGUGGAAACUUUGUGCUGCCUCUGCAGUAUGUUUUGUUUUCAUGAUUGCAGAAGUUGUGGGUGGACAUCUUGCUGGGAGUUUGGCUGUCAUCACUGAUGCUGCCCAUCUCUUAAUUGACCUGACCAGUUUCUUGCUCAGUCUCUUUUCCUUGUGGUUGUCAUCAAGGCCCCCUUCCAAACGGCUGACAUUUGGGUGGCACCGAGCAGAGAUCCUCGGUGCCCUGCUGUCAGUCCUUUGCAUCUGGGUGGUGACGGGUGUGUUGCUGUACAUGGCUUGUGAGCGCCUGAGGUACCCUGAUUACCAGAUCCAGGCAACCAUCAUGAUCAUCGUUUCAAGUUGUGCAGUGGUGGCCAAUGUUGUACUCGCUGUGGUUUUGCACCAGAGAUGCCUUGGCUCUCCUUUCAGGGAAGGACAAGCAAAUGCCAGUGUGAAGGUAGCUUUUUUGCAUGCCCUAGGCGAUGUAUUUCAGAGCGCCAGUGUGCUUAUCAGUGCCCUUAUCAUCUACUUUAAGCCAGACUACAAAAUUGCUGACCCAAUUUUCACGUUUAUUUUUUCCAUCAUGGUUUUGGCCAGUACCCUCAUGAUCUUAAAAGACCUCUGCAUCUUGCUUAUGGAAGGUGUACCAAAGGGCCUGAGUUACAAUGGCAUGAAAGAGCUUCUCUUAGCAGUGGAGGGUGUGGUGUCAGUGCAUAGCCUGCACAUCUGGUCUUUAACAACAAACCAAGUGAUUCUCUCAGCCCAUGUUGCUGCAGAGGCCAGCCAGAACAGCCAGACUGUGCAGAAGAAGAUUGCUCAAGCCCUACAAAGUACCUGCACCAUGCACACACUCACCAUUCAGAUGGAAUCUCCAGUUGACCAGGAUCCCAAUUGCCUUUUCUGUGAAGACCCCCAGGACUAG
Molecule: messenger RNA, 1110 nt
Organism: Perognathus longimembris pacificus (Pacific pocket mouse)
Lineage: Eukaryota; Metazoa; Chordata; Mammalia; Rodentia; Heteromyidae
Gene: Slc30a8
Product: solute carrier family 30 member 8
Exons: 8
Coding region: 1-1110 (369 amino acids)
Biological process (GO): response to glucose; zinc ion transmembrane transport; response to zinc ion
Cellular component (GO): plasma membrane
Molecular function (GO): zinc ion transmembrane transporter activity
Source: RefSeq, a predicted model, not a curated record